Molecule: messenger RNA, 2590 nt
Organism: Cucurbita pepo subsp. pepo (vegetable marrow)
Lineage: Eukaryota; Viridiplantae; Streptophyta; Magnoliopsida; Cucurbitales; Cucurbitaceae
Product: polygalacturonate 4-alpha-galacturonosyltransferase
Molecular function (GO): polygalacturonate 4-alpha-galacturonosyltransferase activity
Source: RefSeq, a predicted model, not a curated record
UCUCACUCUCUUUCAGUGUCGUGUUCUGGUGAAUUUUGACGAGCACUCUGAGGAUGUUUGUGAUAAUCGUGUGUAAUUUGUCAAGAUCUCUUUGUAAUUUCGGGUUGUGACUCCGGUCUGUUGAUUACUUUCUGGCUGGAUCGUGUAUCACGGGGUGCUUUCGGGGAUUUGAAGGCAUACCGAACGCCUAUGGCACAGAAGAAGGGAUUGUUAUCCGCUACUGCUGCCCAGAGGGCUAGAGCUGGUGGUGGAUCUCGACUUACUGUUCUACUUAUUAUUUUCUUCUUGUUUCUAUCUCCUGCGGUCUUCUUCUUCAGCCGAGGUCUCCGUAGUGCAGAUCUUGAAAUUAUUUCGAGUGGUUCUGUUCAGCAGGAUGUUGGAUUGAGAGAAAGAACAGCAUUGCAACAGUUCAAUUCUCUUUUUCCUAAAGCGGUCAUUGAUAUGAUUGCUGCUAGCACAAAUGAUUUGGGUCCCUAUAGUGUUGACCAUUUUCGAAAAAAUAGUUUGUCAGUUUCUUGGAAAAUAGAUGGACAAGAGACUACGGUUGAUGACAUUUCUGAGAGAAACCAAACUGUUAUUGAUCUUGUGAAAGAAAAACCCAACAGUGAAGAAGUCAAACUUAUGGAUGACAGUUCCCAAUUUACAGAUAGUACUGCAAAACAGACAAGGAGGCAACUUCGAGAAAAGAAACGUGAAAAGCAUGCUGCUCAGUUGCUUCAACAGGACGACAACAUUCUGAUAAAACUUGAGAAUGCUGCUAUUGAGCGCUCAAAAUCAGUUGAUACCUCAGUUCUGGGUAAAUACAGUAUAUGGAGGAAAGAAUAUGAGAAUGAUAACUCCGAUUCAACUGUACGCUUGAUGCGGGACCAAAUGAUCAUGGCAAGGGCAUACCUAGGUAUAGCAAAGAUGAAGAACAAGCUUGACUUGUAUCAUGAACUCCAGACGCGUUUGAAAGAGAGCCAAUGUGCCUUAGGAGAGGCAAGUACUGAUGCUGAUCUGCAUCGGAGUUCCCCUGAUAAAAUAAAAUCUAUGGGCCAAAUUUUGUCAAAAGCAAAAGAGCAAUUAUAUGACUGCAAGUUGGUAACAGGAAAGCUAAGGGCAAUGCUCCAAUCAGCUGAUGAAGAAGUCAGAGGCUUGAAAAAGCAAAGCACAUUCCUCAGUCAGUUGGCUGCCAAGACCAUACCUAAUGGAAUUCACUGCUUAUCCUUGCGUCUAACUAUAGACUUCCACCUUCUUCCUCCAGAGAAAAGAAAUUUUCCUAGAAGUGAAAAUUUAGAAAAUCCAAAUCUUUAUCAUUAUGCCCUCUUUUCAGACAAUGUCUUGGCUGCUUCAGUUGUUGUCAACUCAACCAUUGUGAAUGCUAAGGAUCCUUCAAAACAUGUAUUUCAUCUUGUUACAGAUAAGCUUAAUUUUGGUGCCAUGAACAUGUGGUUCCUGUCAAAUCCUCCUGGAAAAGCCACAAUCCAUGUUGAAAAUGUUGAUGAAUUCAGGUGGCUAAAUUCGUCUUACUGUCCAGUAUUACGUCAACUUGAAUCUGCUGCAAUGAGAGAAUACUAUUUCAAGGCUGAACAUCCAACCACUCUUUCAUCUGGUGCAUCGAAUCUUAAGUACAGAAAUCCAAAGUAUCUUUCUAUGCUUAAUCAUCUGAGGUUCUAUCUUCCUCAGGUAUAUCCCAAGUUGGAAAAGAUUCUGUUUUUGGAUGAUGACAUUGUUGUUCAGAAAGAUUUGACUGGAUUAUGGGAUGUGGAUCUUCAUGGCAAAGUUAAUGGUGCAGUUGAAACCUGUGGUGAGAGCUUUCACCGUUUUGACAAAUAUCUUAACUUCUCCAAUCCUCAUAUUGCAAGAAAAUUUGAUCCCAAUGCAUGUGGAUGGGCCUACGGGAUGAAUAUGUUUGACUUGAAGGAAUGGAAAAAACGAGACAUUACUGGCAUAUAUCAUAAGUGGCAGAACUUGAAUGAAGAAAGGUUACUCUGGAAGCUAGGAACACUUCCUCCGGGUUUGAUUACUUUUUAUGGACUGACACAUCCACUUGAUAAGUCGUGGCAUGUGCUUGGUUUGGGUUACAAUCCAAGCAUCGACCGGUCUGAGAUAGAGAAUGCUGCAGUUGUACACUACAACGGAAACAUGAAGCCUUGGCUGGAAUUGGCUAUGACAAAGUAUCGUGGUUAUUGGAGCAAGUAUAUCAAGUACAAUCAUCCUUACCUUCGCCAAUGCAAGUUAAAUGAAUGAGUCUGGUUUUAAACCACUCUUAGAUAGCAAACGAGGGAUCUCAAUCUCUCCUACUUGAGAGUUAUGCUGCUAUAUCUAGUUGAAACACACUGGUUGGUUCCCACAUUAGAUUGGGGGGCAGGGGGAUCUCCUUAACAUGUUUUGCUAUGCCUCGCUUCCCUCUUUCUCCCUUUAUAAUUCAUUCCAUUCGUUCCCAUACAAGAUAUGAUACUCAUUCCCUUGUUAACAUGUAAAUCCAUUAAUUAUAUUUUGCUGUUAGCCAAGUUUGAAUUGGAUUAGGAAGUCUAUGCCAAUUGGCUGUAAUUUUGGACAACAGACGAUCUGCUUCUUAAUAUCCAUGGUGCAAGUUAAAGAUUCAGAA